This is a messenger RNA of Alligator sinensis (Chinese alligator), 753 nucleotides long. RefSeq lists its product as uncharacterized. NCBI's taxonomy places the organism in Eukaryota, Metazoa, Chordata, Crocodylia, Alligatoridae. The coding region runs from base 1 to 753 and encodes 250 amino acids. The record is from RefSeq and is a predicted model, not a curated record. The transcript has a single exon.
AUGGCUGCAGCAGCAGUUGCUGGAAUUAUUCCUGUGCUUCAUUCUCUUGCUGGUGAUGAGAGCAGCUAUUACAUUGGACGUAAACUGUGGUUUGGCUUUUUAGGGUUAUACACAGUGGUGAUCUAUGUAGAACGUUUGCCGUGGAUCUAUCUGCACAAGGACUUUCUAUGCCAUGGUAAUCUCUCAAGCCCCUGCCUUGGAGAAUGUUUUGAACAACAUUUCCAUAAGCCUAUCAUUGGGACAUGGUACAUGUCCUGUUUCCUUUUCCUGUGUGCAUUCCUUCUGAUGGAGUUUUUUGUGUCCCAGCUACGGCACAAACAAACCAAAGUCAAAGCUCAACAGGAGAACGAAGCUGAACUCAGCUCAAUGACAGGAGUCCAAGAAGACAGCUCAAGCCAUAAGGGCGUUCGCAUUAUAGACUUCCACAUUCAGAAGUCAGUGCUUGGCUUAUACCUUUUCUAUUUCUUAUUGCAACUGGUAAUCCAGGCAGUAUUUCUGUCUAUUCUGAUAAAUGAUCAGUUGCCCCGGGUCAGUGGCUACCCUAUAUUAUGCAGCACCACAAACUGCCUAGGCCCUUACCAAUGCCUGGUCCAGGGGUCAAUGGAGAAAAGAAUGUCAAUAUAUACCCUGGCUACACUUGCUGUGAUGAUCAUUGUCUUUUGCAUUGCAUUUUUCUUGUAUAGUAUUCAUCAUUAUGUACUAAAAGGGCUACAGCAACUUGGAGCACAUGACUUGUGGCUGUGGGAAGUUUGA